This is a messenger RNA of Ziziphus jujuba (common jujube), 1610 nucleotides long. Its product is annotated as CRS2-associated factor 2, mitochondrial. The record is from RefSeq and is a predicted model, not a curated record. Bases 338 to 1411 code for a protein of 357 amino acids. Lineage: Eukaryota; Viridiplantae; Streptophyta; Magnoliopsida; Rosales; Rhamnaceae. The transcript is spliced from 5 exons. Gene Ontology annotation, molecular function: RNA binding. Gene Ontology annotation, biological process: Group II intron splicing.
UUCUUUUAUAAAGACAAGUAUAAAGUCCAUGCUUAAAAGGAAGCAUAAGAAACUAAUUUUCAAGGAAACUUCUUAUGCAUUUCUCUUGUUUUUGUACGAUUGAUGCUCCCAAAGCAGUUAGCUGUUCAUGUUGUCGUUUGCCUCAAUGCAUCUUUUUGAUGUCGUUUGCUCAUAUGAAAGUACUAUAGCAUGUCGUUUUUUUGAAACCGCACCAUUGGCAAUGUUUAACCGCAGAAUUACAUCUGUUUUUGCCAAUAUCACACACUUCACAGCUCCCUCACUCUCUCUCAGAGUGCCAUUAGCAACCAAAUCAUAGUCACUCUCUGUUCCGCCAUCGAUGCUUAAGCUCCUCCUAUGGCGUUCUUCACUUCCACAAACAUACGCAAAGAAACCAUUUUUAUGCAUCUCUCGUCUUCUAACCCAGUCUCUCAAAGACGCCUACGACCCUCCGUUUUCUCCGGCUUCCACACUCCCAAAACCCAAAAAAAAAGACACCCAGAAGAAGAAGAAGAAGAAUGAUCUAAACCCCCCAAAGAAGGAACCCAUUCGACCUCUCAAAUCGGACCUGCCCUUUGACUUCAUGUACUCGUAUUCGGAAACCAACCCGUCCGUGGAACCAAUUGGGUUCCGAGAGUCGCCAAAGUUCUCUCCUUUCGGUCCAGGCAGACUCGACCGGAAAUGGACCGGGACCGUCGCACUUGCCCAGCAGAACGUAGACAUCGAUAGGGUGGCAGAAGAGCGGAACAGGGUUCUUGGAGACCCCCUUACGGAGGACGAAGUUGCUCAGUUGGUGGAACGGUAUCGUCACAGCGAUUGCGCUCGGCAAAUUAAUCUGGGGAAGGGUGGAGUCACUCACAACAUGAUAGAUGAUAUUCACAACCACUGGAAGCGGGCUGAAGCUGUUAGGAUCAAGUGUUUGGGUGUGCCAACUCUUGACAUUGACAAUGUUUGCUUUCACCUUGAGGAAAAAUCUGGUGGGAAAAUUAUAUGCCGGAACAUUAAUGUCCUCCUUUUAUACCGAGGUCGAAACUAUGAUCCUAAGAAUCGACCAGUUAUACCUGUAAUGCUGUGGAGGCCCUAUGCACCCAUUUAUUUGAAGCUUGUGAAGAAUGUUGCUGAUGGGUUAACUUUUGACGAAACAAAGGAUUUGAGAAACAGAGGACUGAACUCCGACCCUUUAAUGAAACUUACCAGGAACGGUGUAUAUGUGAAUGUUGUGGAGAGAGUGAGAGAGGCCUUCAAGACCGUAGAAGUAGUGAGGCUAGAUUGCACACAUGUUGGUACUAGUGACUGCAAAAGGAUAGGUGUUAAAUUAAGGGAUCUGGUGCCCUGCACACCUAUACUGUUCAAGGAUGAGCAGAUUAUACUCUGGAAGGGUAAACAGACCAGUGAUGGGAUUUCAGAGGAUUGAGGGAAGCUAAACGUUUGUAGAUGGUCAGUAAUGGUUCUAAAACCGUGCAGACAAGUAUACUGCAUGCCAAUUUAAACUCCCAAGUCAGAUUUCAUGGACUCUGCGCUCAAAGACACUGUUAGUCCCAAUUCAUAUCUAUCGAGAUAUAUGGAAAAGAAAUAUUUCCAACAUAAUGAUAUUUUCCAAUCUUUCAGAUCAA